UGUGGAUUUAAUAGAAACAAAAUUAAAAGAUCCAGAGUAUGCACAAGCCAUGAUAAUGAAUUAUAUUAUGGAAUACAUAUUUCACGUUCUAAUUGCUGUACAUACAUUUUUCAAAGGUCAAUUACAUAUAUCAAAAACAAAAGGUGUGUCUGAGGACGUAGGCAGCGUCAUUAAACAUUUAUUUACGGACGAAACAUUGCUGCAAUUCAACUGGGACGGAAGAUGGGAGAGAAAACCACUGAACAAACUCAUACUGGUUGACACAAUCCUACGAGAUGCAUUUAACAAGAAAGGUGCAGUUGAGUUGGAAAAGGAUAUCAAAAAGGCAGUUGAGCUGAGCCAUCACCGCUUACACCAAAAAAAUUUUUUAACAAAAAAAUCAAAAAACACAUCAUCUGGAAAUCUAUAAUUUUAAGAUUAUUUAAUAUUAGAUUUAAGUACGUACAUAUGAACGCUAGUGUCAGAAAUAAUAUAAACGCCUUAUUUUGACUAAUUUUUCGCUAAAUUACCUUUGUUUUUUAAUGUUUAAUGCUUAUUUAAUAUUCAAUGUUUAUUUAAUGUUC
This is a messenger RNA of Rhagoletis zephyria (snowberry fruit fly), 563 nucleotides long. RefSeq lists its product as uncharacterized. The record is from RefSeq and is a predicted model, not a curated record. Lineage: Eukaryota; Metazoa; Arthropoda; Insecta; Diptera; Tephritidae.